Messenger RNA from Cherax quadricarinatus, 1863 nucleotides. RefSeq names its product diuretic hormone class 2 (gene Dh31). Gene Ontology annotation, molecular function: diuretic hormone activity; G protein-coupled receptor binding. The record is from RefSeq and is a predicted model, not a curated record. NCBI's taxonomy places the organism in Eukaryota, Metazoa, Arthropoda, Malacostraca, Decapoda, Parastacidae. Gene Ontology annotation, biological process: body fluid secretion.
CCAACGCGGGCGUCAGUCUGGAGAAGAGGCCGUCGACUGUCCCUCCGUGACUCGCUACCACCUCCGUUAACCCACUACCCGUAGCCCCCCUUUCCGGCCCCCUCUCUACACGGAUACACUCCCGCAGGCUACACCACCGCCAGCGGCACAUUUGUACAUCCUUGUCACCACGACCACGGUUUACCGUUUGAGCCAGAUGAACAGCACGGGGGCGGUGUUCGUGUCUCUGCUGGUGACCCUUGUCUUGGUGUCCACUGUCUCUUCUGCCACCCUCAACAGGGAGGCGCGAGCAGUAGUGGAGAUAGAUGAUCCGGACUACGUGUUGGAGCUACUUACCAGACUGGGUCACUCCAUUAUAAGGGCCAAUGAGCUAGAAAAAUUCGUACGUUCCUCUGGCAGUGCUAAGAGAGGUCUGGAUCUUGGCCUGGGUCGUGGCUUCAGUGGCUCACAGGCAGCUAAGCACCUCAUGGGUUUGGCUGCUGCCAACUUCGCUGGCGGCCCUGGCAGGAGGAGGAGAAGCCCUGACAAUGCCCUCGACCUCUCUCACGAUGACAACCUCUACGCCCAAGAUCAGGCUGACCUAACAGAGUCAUCACGAUAAAUGUUCAUUGAUCACUGUCAUGUGACAACCUAUAUCUCGUCUGUCCUCUCUCAUAAUGUCUCCCUUUCCUCCCCUUUCUUGUGUUCAUGGUGAUUUUCUUUUCUGUCUUUUGUAAGUUUCUGAAUUUUUCUCGGCAUGAGAUACGCCUCUUCUUCACACGACGUACUUUAAGACAGCGAGGCUCACAAGAUUCAUCCACAACUGUUCCUUCUGCUCUACUCCCUGAUACGCUCCACCAGCAAAGUGUACAGCAUUCUGUAAUCCUCUGUCUGUUACUGUAGUAGGAUUUCAUAUAUGAUACAUUAGACCCUUCAUAAGGUUAGAAAUGAUAUAAACAUUCGUCAACCUCUGCAGAAAGAAGGAAGAUGUUGUAGCUUAUAUUUAAAUAAUAUAAUGUUCUGUGGAUUGGGAAAGUGUAGUGGAAUCACUGUAAUUAUCUACUCUUUUUCGUUGCUUUCACAUUGAUCUUCACAUACUUAGCGUGGCGUGUACAGCACAACUGCUUCCAUUAUUUUCCUCAGUGGUUGAAGUCUUAAAAUGUAUUUAAUGUUGGAUUAAUUCUUGUGUUCUUUGACUAUCAGAGGCUUGUCUAUCACUCGCACUGACCUUAAUUAUAUACUGUGUUUGGCAGCUUUAUGAAUCUGUCCUGUGUAACCCUGAUAAAUAAUAUCAGUAAACUGUUGGUGGUCAAGUCUGUUGGUUGGUCAAUGUAUGGACAUGUCUGAUGUUAUUAAUCAGACAUGUUUUGGAUUAAUAGCCAGGUUUGCCACACCUCUGGAUGAUAGCCUAACCACAACCUGGCUGUAUUUAAGCAGUAUUAUGAUCACAUAAGGGCUUUAUUCACCUAUGACAAUGAUUUUUGUGAACCUCUUGUACUCAUGAAUAGUUUUUUCAACUACAAACACUGAAUUCAAGCUGAUGGCCUAUAUUUCUCUACGAUAAAUAUAAAAAAGUCUACGCAAGUAAGGACAGUAUUCAAAAAGCACAAAAAUUUUCAUACAUGUCUCUGCCGUUAUCUAUAUUUUCAAGAGCAGUUUGUCAUGUUCCUGUUAUUUUGUGUGAUGUACGAUCUCUUUGCUGAGAGAUAUCUCACUGGUGAGAGGAGGUAAGGAUGAGACACUAGCGACCACAUGACCUCCCAUCCUUCCUAUCUUUCUAUGGGCUGGAACUUGUCAUAAGUUAAGGCAGAAAAAUAUUUGUCCGUAUAUAACAAAAUCUUCGGUUCACUUUAAUGUAGAUAAAAUAAAGCGUGUCAGACCCUG